Messenger RNA from Branchiostoma floridae (Florida lancelet), 2570 nucleotides. RefSeq names its product stress response protein NST1-like. NCBI's taxonomy places the organism in Eukaryota, Metazoa, Chordata, Leptocardii, Amphioxiformes, Branchiostomatidae. Gene Ontology annotation, molecular function: protein binding. The record is from RefSeq and is a predicted model, not a curated record. The transcript has 8 exons. The coding region runs from base 63 to 1862 and encodes 599 amino acids.
GAAAGUCUUACAUCUCUGUUUUUGUAGGUUCCUGUGUGUGCCUGAUGAGAUGAUGUGACAUUAUGCAGUCUGGACGGAGGGGAGCUCUGGAGGGAACCAACGUGUUGUACUGGCCGUACAAUGGAGGCUACAACCCCUCCACUGACAGGGAGAAAACUCAGCAUGAGAUACAGGAGUAUACAGUGUGGGCCAAUGCCUACCUGGCUGAGAGAGGAGACCUGCCCCCCGUGGGGGAUCUUGUAACAGCCCUGUCUGAUGGCAUAACCCUCAUCAAGUUGGUAGAAGUCAUGGCAGAGCAACAAAUCCCCUACCCUCAUCCUAAACCAACCAGCUGGAUCCAGAGGGUGGAGAACACAACAGCCUGUCUCAGCUUCUGUGGGGAGGGAGGAGUCAUGUUGGAAGGGCUGACAUCUUCAGAUAUUGUGGAUGGGAAAGCAAAAGCCAUUCUUGCUCUGUGUCACGCCCUGAGGAUAAGAUGUGAAGGUGUUGGGAGGUACGCUGUCCGUGCAGUUCCACUAACAUCUAGACACAAACCAUAUCAUCAUUCUGGUGCAAGGUAUGAUGGGAUAGACAGCCGGGGACACGCCCAGGUUCCGCUGGUGACCUGGGAACAAGAAGACAUGGCCAUAUUUGCAUGGGUGAAGUGCAUGUUGGGACACAUGGUGGUGGAUUAUUCGGUCUUUCAGGAUGGGAGUUUGCUCUGCAGACUCGUCAACAAGAUUUGUGAAGGGGACAUUGAGCCAACGGUUUGGAUGGACAAGUCCCAUGCAGACAGGCUGUACGUUGCCAUGGAGACAGUAGAGAGAAAGUUUGGUUUGCCGUGCUUCCUAGAUGUCCAGACUGUGACCAGAGGACAGGGACACGAGUCCCUUAGGGACUAUCUGUCCCAACUUAAGAAGCUGGGAGACAUGCAUAUACAGCAAAAGAAGUGGAGAGAGGAGAAGGAGGCAGAAGCCCGUAGGGAGCGUGAGAGAUGGGAGCGGGUCCACCUGAAGAGGAGGGAGGCUCAGGAGCACAGGAGGAAGCUGGAGGACAUGUUCGACAGGCACAGACAACAGCUGGAGGAGCUGGACACAGCUGUGAAGAGGAAGGAGAUGGAGCUAGCCAAGCAGAUGAACGUCUCCUAUAAUGAGUACAAGAGACUGAAAAGUCCCAGGCCAAAACCUGCUGAGAUAGAUGAGGGAAAAAAUCAGGAGGUUGGGGCAGUUAGACCAAACACCACCACAUCAAUAGGGCAAGGUACAAAAACAGAUAGCAAAGCUUCAAAAGAUACAGCCUCCAAUUCUACAAGUGUGCCAAAACCCAAAUCAGCGAUUCACAAUGUCACAGAUACUCCGGAGAAAUCUGUUGUGGAUGAGCCAGAUAAAGAGUCAGAGGACAGAGAUCACAGUGAGGUCACAAGUUCAACUUCAGGUGAUGACAUAGGGAAAAGCGACGUCACUGACUCCAUGUGGAAUGAAACCCUCAAGAGUUUGUCGAAACUUGCCCUAAGAAGAGAGCAGAAGUCAGUGCUGGCAACCAAACCUUCUAACCUACCAGGGUUGGCUACUGAUCAACAACAACACAGACCUGAAGGUCAGGAUGAUGGCGGGCAAAAUGUUGGCUCCGGACCAGCAAAACAAAUAGGUAGAGAAUCAGGCAGUCAUCUUUCCGCACACAGGGAAAGCGGGAACGAAAGACCCGUCAGCAGCUCUCUGACAUCCGUCUCACCUGCUAGCAACACAGAUGUGAAAGGCAGUGGGCUCGCAGGCUCUGCAAAUACUGGUAACCUACCUACUGGCUACUUCAAAAAUGCAGCCAGGAGAGCACUCUUCUUUGCCUCCCUGUCUCCAGAGCCUGAAGAUCAGCUCAGUGAUGGGUAGAAUGGUCUAAUUGUGGAAAGUAAUGUUAAGUGUUGAUGAUUGUAGAAAAGAAAUGUACCAAAAUAUCUGUAUUUUUACACGCACCUUUUAUAAUGUAGAUUGUUUACUUUAUAGACGUGAUCCUUUUGUAUGUACAUGUAAUUGUGUGGGGCCAAAUGUCCAGAUCAGUGUACACUAGGAAUGUGUACCUAAAUAUACUAUUAGGUACAGGUACAGGUGCAGAGGUCAGGUAUAGGUGAAGAGAGGUGGGUAUAGAGGUCCCUACUUGUAUCUACACCUCAGUACUAUACCUGAGCAAUUUGACAAAGUAACCUGUGGGUUUCAUUGAUAAUGAUGACAGAAAUAUGAAUGUUAACAAACAGUUGAGAGAAUGUUUAUUUAAGCAAGCCUUCCAUUAUCUUAUGCAGAAAACCCAUGCUUUCAAAAGAAUGUGUAAAUAUGUCUUUCAGUACAUUUUUUAUAUGUAAUGUAGAUGUAUUGAGUAGAUUGAUAGUUACGAUGUUCUAUAUCCAGAAUUUUAUAUUGUUUCCACAGAUUAGAUAUAUUGUCGGUAUCCAUUAUUUGUAGGAAGUUUUUGCUACAUUUUCAAAGUGCCAUAUUUUAUAGAGGUGUCCCAGAUGACCACUAUCAGCUGCUUUUAGUGAUUUCAGAAACUUUUAUGGAAUCAGAUGUAUAUAAAUCCAGCAGUGUUGAGUAAAUUGGACAUAA